Monopterus albus (swamp eel) is the source of this 1636-nucleotide messenger RNA. It is a transcript of the gene gosr2, whose product is annotated as golgi SNAP receptor complex member 2. The coding region runs from base 182 to 820 and encodes 212 amino acids. Gene Ontology annotation, biological process: vesicle fusion; intra-Golgi vesicle-mediated transport. Gene Ontology annotation, molecular function: SNARE binding; SNAP receptor activity. The transcript has 6 exons. Gene Ontology annotation, cellular component: ER to Golgi transport vesicle membrane; SNARE complex; late endosome membrane. The record is from RefSeq and is a predicted model, not a curated record. NCBI's taxonomy places the organism in Eukaryota, Metazoa, Chordata, Actinopteri, Synbranchiformes, Synbranchidae.
CUUCUUGUGUGACCCAGCGGAGUUUCCGCUGUCCUAUUUCCGUACACAAACGCUCGGCUGAUGACGUGUACACUCCACUACCGUUAGCUAGCCUACUAGCUAAACCACCUGUCAGAUUAAAGGUGUUAUAAUAAAGUAACGUCAGAAACUAAGAGGAAGCUGGCCCAUAAUAUCGCUGAAAAUGGAGACGCUUUAUCAUCAGACAAACAAGCAAAUCCAGGAGGUUCAGUCUCUGAUGGGAAACCUGGAGAAGACAGACCGCCAGUCAGUGCACUUGUUAGAGAAUGAACUGCAAGCAAGAAUCGACCAGAUCUUCAGUCGUUUAGAACGCCUUGAGAUCGUGGCCAACAAGGAGCCACCAAACCGCCGCCAGAACGCCAAAUUGCGAGUGGACCAACUAAAAUAUGAUGUUCAGCAUCUCCGGACCGCCCUACAAAAUUUCCAGCAGCGGCACUAUAUCAGAGAGACCCAGGAGAGAGAGAGGGAGGAACUCCUGAAUCGUACCUUCACGACCAACGACGCAGAUACCUCCAUCCCCAUAGAUGAGAGCCUACAGUUUAACUCCAGUUUGCACAAUGCACACAGAGGCAUGGAUGACCUCCUGGGUAGUGGAAGCAGCAUCCUGAAUGGUAUCAGAGAUCAAAGAUCUACACUGAAGGGGACCCAUAAGAAAAUGCUGGAUGUAGCCAACAUGCUGGGGCUGUCUAACACAGUGAUGAGACUGAUAGAAAGGCGAGCCACCCAAGAUAAGUUCAUCAUGAUUGGAGGGAUGCUGCUGACCUGCAUUUUCAUGUUCCUGGUAAUCCGAUACCUGGGCUGACACCAUCAUGGACAAUUUCUGCAGCACAUCUUCCCUCAUAAUAUGAAACAUGGCAGAGAUGUAUUUUUAACAUCAGAAUUUAUAAAUUGUGCCAUUAUCCUUUGUUUUAAUUAUUUUGGGCACAUGCAAAAUCAUAAGGUUGCAAACUACCUUAAUUACAGACAGUAUUUUAUUCCUCAUGAAGGUCAGAGAGGACACUGAACUUUGAUACAAGGUCUGCUGAUUCCCUUAGAUCACUGCCACACACCCCCAGUUGACUUCAUCAAAACCACUCAAACUGUAAAUUCCUCGUGACCCAAACCCCUGUGAAAAAUACUUCAAACUGAUCUUUAUACUCAGUUUGCUUUUUCUCCCAUAGCUUGUAGUGUCAUUCUGCCUUGUCAAACUGGGUUCAGUCCAGAGCUUUUGGCUCCAUGUUUUACAUUUCAACUUACCGAUAUUCCCUGGAGAAUGUUGUAUAUGUUAUGUUGCCAGUUUAUUAGGUACAUCUAGCUAAGACUAUUGCAGUCUAAUACCACAGUAAAUCCUCCUUUUGUGAGAGUUGUUUGAACUGUUUUAGAGAGGUGUUUAUUUAGCUAAUCAUUUUGGAAGCUGUCAAACUGUAUGGCAUUAUACAGAGAGGUGUCUGUGCUUUUGUCUACCCAUUUAUAUUGAUGUAGCCUAAAUAACAAACAUCUCUGUAUAAAAUAAACUAAUAAUACCCAAUAAACCGGUAACUUUGCAUAUGUGUAGUUCAGAUGAUACACCAGAAAUAAAGAGAAUGACAAAAAUCUGUUGAGGGAAAAAACAAUUGAAACAUUUUGUAAUUGUUACAUA